Molecule: messenger RNA, 4120 nt
Organism: Solea solea (common sole)
Lineage: Eukaryota; Metazoa; Chordata; Actinopteri; Pleuronectiformes; Soleidae
Gene: zbtb37
Product: zinc finger and BTB domain containing 37
Exons: 4
Coding region: 143-1714 (523 amino acids)
Biological process (GO): regulation of transcription by RNA polymerase II
Molecular function (GO): DNA-binding transcription factor activity, RNA polymerase II-specific; RNA polymerase II cis-regulatory region sequence-specific DNA binding; protein binding
Source: RefSeq, a predicted model, not a curated record
GCUGCUGUCAUCGGCCUCUUCCGCUAACGAUGUUGAGCUAACUGCAGGACUGAAGCCUUGACAGCACCGCGCCCUGAAACCAGAACCGACCCAGACCUCCCGGCUCCUCCGGCCCCGCCUCACUCCGUCCUCAGGUGGCAGCAUGGAGCGGCCCGGCAGCAUCCAGCUGGACAUCCCUGACUUCAGUAACUCGGUUCUGACUCACCUGAACCAGCUGCGGGUCCAGGGUCGUCUGUGUGACAUCGUGGUCCAGGUUCAGGGUCAGAGUUUCCGCGCUCACAAAGUGGUCCUCGCCGCCAGCUCGCCGUACUUCCGAGACCACAUGUCUCUGAGCCAGAUGAGCACGGUGUCUCUGACCGUGAUCCGGAACCCGUCGGUGUUCGAGCAGCUGCUGUCCUUCUGCUACACGGGUCGUCUGUGCCUGCAGCUCGCCGACAUCAUCAGUUAUUUGACCGCCGCCAGCUUCCUGCAGAUGCAGCACAUCAUCGACCGCUGCACGCAGAUCCUGGAGGGGAUCCACCUGAAGAUCAGCCUGGCCGACCUGGACCAUGAGUCCAGGGAGGACGAGGCGCGAGGGUCCAGGAGCGCUCGGAACCUGGAGGCCGUAGUCCGAGGAGGAAGUCAUCACCACGCCAGUCUGCGGAUAUUGGGCCCGCGGGGCGGAGCGGAGGCUCGGGACGUCAUCAGCCCCGCGGAGGAGCCCAUCAGCCCGUCCCCAACUGUGGAGCACAGCGGACUGGAGGGGGGCGGGGCUACGGUUGUUGGCAGAACGGGAAAAGAACCGAUCCUUCGCAUCAACCGGGCCGGUCAGUGGUACGUGGAGACAAGCAGCGAGCCGGACAGGAGUGGCAGUGCCGAGGAGGGCGGCAGCGUGGAGGGAGUCCACAUCAAGUCCGAGAUGAUGGAGGAGGAGUGGCUCACAGCCGAGCAACAGGAAGAGGCAGGGCCAGUGGAGGAGGGCACCACUGUGAUGAUUGACACUUCAGGACGCAGCACACUGGUCACGGGGCAAGGCGUCGUCCUGGGUCCACGAAGUGUCCAACCAUCAUCCAGCUUCAGUGAGACUGACCGGUUCAGUCCCACAGGAAGUGUGGUCGUCCUGACCGAGCGUCAGCGAGCGAAGAGUGAGUCUCCGAACAGAGUGGACGAUGUGAGACAGUCCAGUUCACAGGGGGAGGAGCAUGCAGCGUUUGACAUGGGAGGCUACGAGGAUUACCUGAGGGAGCAGGUAGGCGAUCGCUGGUUCCGCUACAACCCACGUCUCACCUGCAUCUACUGCUGCAAGUCCUUCAACCAGAAGGGCAGCCUGGACCGACACAUGCGCCUGCACAUGGGAAUAACGCCGUUCGUGUGUCGCAUCUGUGGGAAGAAGUACACGCGUAAAGAUCAGCUGGAAUAUCACAUUCGUAAACACACGGGAAACAAACCGUUCCACUGCCACGUCUGCGGCAAGAGCUUCCCGUUCCAGGCCAUCCUCAACCAGCACUUCCGCAAGAACCACCCGGGCUGCACGCCACAGGAAGCUCACAGCGCGUCCCCUGAGACCACCACCACCUCCGUCACGUCCAGAGGAGGUCCUGGAGAUGAGGCCUCGCCCAGCAGGGAGGAGCCAGAGGGAGCGGGUGGAGGCAGCGGCGGAGGCAGCGGCGGAGGCAGCGGCGCCCAGUACGGCGAAGGUCCGCAGGCCUCGGUCUCCACCACUGGACCGGACUGACCCGGCUGAGGUUUCAGAGGUCAGGGGUCAGACCUGGCCGACACACACAAACACCUCAGAGUCCGAACUGAGAUUUGUUUCUGCUUUAAACCGCAUCUACCUUCACGAACCAAAACAAACCAAGAGAACGCCACACACUCCACGACAACCUCAUACACCGGAGUCCUUGCUAGACUCCGCCUCUUUCUGUUACUGUGUCAUCGCUUUAUAUUCGCAGCCUCACGACUUUCGACAAAUCGCAUCACAACCACUUUGCCAAAAUAUUCAAAAUAAUCUCAGUGCCAGUUUAACAACUUCAAUCCUUCAUGUUUGCCUUUGACAAUCCACAGUCCAGAGGGUUAAUGAGAAAUGGCGUCGCCAUGGUGAUGCCACGGUGACGCCCUGGUGACGCCACGGAAACAAACAAAAAAAGAGAAAACUCCAGUGUGUUCAGAGCUCUUCCUCUUCCCCCUGCUCCUCCUCCUCAUUAAUUAUCAUAUGAAUGCGUAUAAUUAAAUGAAUGAAUUUAUUUGUUUCAGAAAAUUUUCACUAAAACAUCACCACAGGUGGACAGCAGGGGGCACCUUCACAGAGCCAGAAUCUUCCUGAAAGAAUGAAGCUCCCCCUUGUGGCCACUCAAAUAAAUCACUAAGACUGUAUGUUGGUGAGCGAGAGUGAAAUAUUUACGUUUUUCACGAUAAUGAAAAUUCACCACAAACACGUAAACGUUGUUUUUCAACAGGAAAAUUAACUCUAAUUAUUGUUAUGAUCUAUUUUUGUUUCAUUUGAACAAAAACCAGGUUCUGACGCACAUUUAUUAUGUAACCCUCAUCUAAGUGUCAUAAACGUCGUGUUCAGCUCACAUGUGAAGAUCCACAUGUGGAUCAGGAUCACAUGUGGAACCUGAGACCAACACAGAAUGUGGUUUUAGUUUGAGCGUUGAAAGGUGAGGAGCCUAAACUCUGAUCACACUGGACUCAUCUAUUGGUUUCGCUGUAAACGAUUAUGAAUAUCAGCGUUUAGUGGCAGUUAAAGUGAGACCGAACCGGACUGAAGUGGACCGGACCAUGUUCCGGUCCAUGUUCCGGCCUGUUGACUGAACAGAGCCGCAGCAGGAAACAGCCUCAGAUAAGCUACACAGCUCAGUUACCUCUCAUCACUACGCAAUACAGCUGCUGCACUGCAGUGCACAGCACCACCGGGGGGCGCUCUGAUCCACUCACAGAGCUCUCUGUCAGUCUUCUCAGAUAUUUUAUAAACAAACACGAUGCUUUUUCUUUCUUUGAUUGACACUUUUUUGCUCUGACAAUGUUUGUGACAAAUACAUGGACUCGAUUCCUGAUCAGUGAUCAAUAAUCAAUAAUCAGUUAACGACGCCUUAAAUCUGCCGCACACAAUAUUCAAUUAUAAUUUGAUUCUUCUGUAAAGUGAUGAUUGAUCUUUGAUCACCAACAAUCCAUCAAUCAAUCAAUCAUUCAUUCGAUCGAUGGAUUGAUUGAUUGAUGGAUUGUUUGAAGGUUAAAGUGCAGCAGAUUUGAUGCGUUGUUGUCUGACUGCUGUGAUCGGGCGGCGUCAGGACAAGACCUGGACCCAGUUAGACCACAUGGAUGUUGUAGCCAGGCCCUGCAGGGGUCAGAGGUCACCUGCUGAUCCAACGUCCUGGCAACCAAAGGAACGACGGCGCGGCGGCCAUGUUGGUCCCGAAAUGCCACAACACGAGCACUUAUGGGGGGAGGGGGGGUCAGAGACAGGGACAUGAAUGAAAACAUAAUCUCAAACUACUACAAUGAUUAUUAUUAUUAAUAUUCACACGUUCAUCUUGUAGACGUUGUCGUUUUUCUACACAGUUUUUAUGCAAAUGAAGUCUCCAGACUCCACGCCCUCUUCAGGCUAAACCAGGAACUAUCAGGUAUAAAAGACUGUUUUCUUUCAGCCAAUCACGUCGUCACGUUUCCCCACGUAGCAGAAUGCUAACGGCUAAACCUCAGUGUAAAUAAGCAAUGACGAGUCACCGUGGAUCCAUCGCCACGAUAAUGCAGAAAACAACAGACACUAAGGAUUAUGGGUAAAUCCUCAGCACAGCUGCGACGACUCACGAGUGACAUCAUUGAUUGUUUUUUUUUUUAAUUAAAGGUUCAGGAAAACGCUGUGACAUCAUCAACAUCAUCAUCACUUUUUUAUUAGGACAUGAAAAUAUAAAUCAAGUGUAGGAGUUUAUACGUCCACUAGAUGGCAGUAAUUCAAUGUCAUUAAACUCGAGAAGAAGAAGAAUCACUAUUUCUCUGUUUCAGAGCAUUAUAUUUAAAGUUAUACAAACUAUGGCUCUUUAAACCAGUCAAAACCAGUCUGUACCGGUCUGAGCCAGUCUAAACCACUCUGAGCCAGUCUGAGUCUGAACUGCCUUCGAACCAGUGUUAAGUCAGUCUG